AUGACAAAGCGCGCUUUCAUUUGGUGCCUCUAUUUUAUAACUUUGUUUUUUCUGUGUAAGAAUGAACUGGCCUACUGUUCUGCAAACAACAACCAAGGAACGGAGAACUUCCUGAACAGAACGAUUAAUAUUUUGAACGCCGGAAAAAAUGUAGCCAAGCGAUAUGGACACAGCCAGCUGAAGCCAGUGCACAUCCUGAGUGCCCUCGCGAAGAGCGAUUAUGGAUCUAACCUUUUGAAGGAAAACAGCGUCAAUGCAAGCAAUCUGAAGCAGUACAUAGAUACUGCUCUGGAGCAGACCCGUGCCGGACCGCCACUGGACAAUAAGAGCAAGAUCGUGUACUCGGACGAAGUGAAGGAAGUGCUGGCCCAGGCGGAGGCGCUGGCGAACAAGUACAAGAGCCAGAAGGUAGAUGUAGAACAUUUGCUUAGUGGCCUCAUGAACGACGCACUGGUAAACGAGAUCAUGAAUGAAGUGUACCUGACUGAAGAUGCAGUGAAGGGCCUCAUGAAAAGUAAAUUUGAAAAAAAUAAAAAGGAUAAAGAUGGAAAGUCUGGAGGUUUGUAUAUAGAACAGUUUGGUUCCAAUUUAAAUGAAAAAGUGAGAAAUGGAAAAUUGCAAGGUAUAUAUGGAAGAGACGAAGAAAUAAGAGCAGUCAUUGAGUCACUUUUAAGAUAUAAUAAAAACAGUCCUGUGCUGGUUGGACAGCCAGGUACAGGUAAAACAACUAUUGUUGAAGGUUUAGUGUAUAGAAUUGAAAAAGGAGAUGUGCCAAAGGAACUUAGAGGAUACACAGUGAUCAGUUUAAACUUUAGAAAAUUCACAUCAGGCACUUCAUACAGAGGAGAAUUUGAAACCAGAAUGAAAAAUAUUAUUAAGGAGUUGAAAAAUAAAAAAAAUAAAAUAAUACUCUUUGUUGAUGAGAUUCAUUUGUUGUUGGGAGCUGGUAAAGCGGAAGGAGGAACAGAUGCAGCGAAUUUAUUGAAGCCUGUUUUGUCUAAAGGAGAAAUAAAAUUAAUUGGAGCUACCACCCUAGCAGAGUACAGAAAGUUUAUUGAAAGUUGUUCCGCUUUUGAAAGAAGAUUUGAAAAAAUUUUAGUAGAACCCCCCUCAGUGGAAAACACCAUUAAAAUAUUAAGAUCCUUGAAGAGUAAAUAUGAAAAUUUUUACGGAAUACACAUCACAGACAAAGCAUUAGUGGCUGCUGCUAAGGUGUCCGAUAGGUUCAUAAAAGAUCGUUUCUUACCUGAUAAGGCAAUUGACUUGUUGAACAAAGCUUGCUCUUUCUUACAAGUGCAGCUGUCGGGAAAACCUCGUAUAAUUGAUGUGACAGAGAGAGAGAUUGAACGUUUGGCCUACGAAAUCAGUACGCUCGAGAUGGACGUGGAUAAAGUUUCAAAACGAAAGUAUAAUAAUCUUAUUAAAGAGUUUGAAAAUAAAAAGGAAAUGUUGAAUAAGUAUUAUGAAGAGUAUGUGAUAUCUGGGGAAAGACUCAAGAGAAAAAAAGAAGCUGAAAAGAGAUUAAACGAAUUGAAAGAACUUACACAAAAUUAUAUUAAUGCGAAUAAAGAACCACCCAUUGAGUUACAAAAUAGUUUGAAGGAAGCUCAGGAAAAAUAUAUGGAAGUGUAUAAGGAAACAUUAGCUUAUGUAGAAGCCAAAACACAUAACGCUAUGAAUGUAGAUGCAGUAUACCAGGAGCAUGUUUCUUACAUUUACCUGAGAGACUCUGGUAUGCCACUAGGUUCCCUCUCUUUUGAAUCAUCCAAAGGCGCACUCAAAUUGUACAACAGUUUAUCCAAGUCGAUUAUUGGUAAUGAGGAUAUUAUAAAAUCGCUCAGUGAUGCAGUUGUGAAAGCAGCAACUGGUAUGAAGGAUCCUGAAAAACCGAUCGGAACAUUUUUAUUUUUGGGACCUACUGGUGUGGGUAAAACGGAGCUAGCCAAAACGUUAGCCAUUGAAUUGUUUAACUCCAAGGAUAAUCUGAUCCGAGUGAACAUGUCCGAAUUUACAGAAGCACAUUCCGUUUCAAAAAUCACUGGUAGUCCACCAGGUUAUGUAGGGUUCAGUGACUCUGGUCAGCUAACAGAAGCAGUGAGAGAAAGACCCCACUCCGUUGUUCUGUUCGAUGAACUAGAAAAGGCACACCCAGAUGUCUUUAAAGUAUUGUUACAAAUUUUAGGAGAUGGUUAUAUAAAUGAUAAUCACAGAAGAAAUAUUGACUUUUCAAAUACGAUAAUCAUUAUGACUUCCAAUCUCGGUGCAGAAUUAUUUAAGAAGCAAUUAUUUUUUGACGCGAACAAUUCAGAUACCCCAGAAUACAAAAGAGUGUUCGAUGACCUCAGAAUACAACUCAUUAAAAAAUGUAAAAAAGUUUUUAAACCUGAAUUUGUAAACAGAAUUGACAAGAUAGGUAUUUUUGAACCUUUGAGCAAAAAGAACCUGCGUGAAAUUGUUAAGCUCAGAUUUAAAAAAUUGGAAAAGCGUUUAGAAGAGAAGAACAUUCAUGUGUCCGUAUCGGAGAAGGCUGUUGAUUACAUCAUCGAUCAGUCAUACCAGCCCGAGUUAGGAGCCAGACCAACUCUCAUUUUUAUUGAAAGUGUUAUCAUGACCAAGUUUGCCAUUAUGUAUUUGAAGAAGGAGUUGGUGGACGACAUGGAUGUGCACGUCGACUUCAACAAGGCCGCCAACAAUUUAGUAAUCAAUUUGACCGCCGUGUAG
Plasmodium fragile is the source of this 2721-nucleotide messenger RNA. RefSeq lists its product as uncharacterized. Gene Ontology annotation, molecular function: ATP binding; ATP hydrolysis activity. The record is from RefSeq and is a predicted model, not a curated record. Bases 1 to 2721 code for a protein of 906 amino acids. Gene Ontology annotation, cellular component: cytoplasm. Gene Ontology annotation, biological process: cellular response to heat. The transcript has 4 exons. NCBI's taxonomy places the organism in Eukaryota, Apicomplexa, Aconoidasida, Haemosporida, Plasmodiidae.